AAAAAAAAAAAAAAAAAGGAAGGCAGGCCCGGGCUGCUACUGCGCGAGCCCAGCCAGGCCCGGCCCACUUGCUCAGAGCGUGGCUUAGGGGGAGGCACGCCUCCAAUUGGCGCGAAAGUGAUAAAGAGGCGUGGCCGGAAAGGUCCCACCCUGUUCCCCUGGAGUACUUAAGGGAGUUGGCGGAGCGGCUGCACUCAUUGCUCCAAGGCUCGGCCUAGUGAGUGGGUAGCCUGCGCUACUUCUGCGCUACUCAGCGACCUCAUUGCCUCUGCGCUACUCAGCGACCUCGUUGCCUCGGCCACCAUGCCGCGCUCUUUCCUCGUCAGGAAGCUCCCUGACCCUGAUCGGAAGCCCAGCUACAGCAAACUGCCGGACUCGAAUCCAGAGUUUACCUUCCAGCAGCCCUACCACCAGGACCACCUUAACUCCACUGCUUUGCUGCCAACACUCAUCUGGGACGCUUUCCUGGCACUCCAAGCACAACCAACUGCCAGGGCCUCCCUCCAACUGAGACUCCCUCAAGAGAGUUCCAAGGCGGCAGAACUGACCUCACUGUCGGAUGAGGACAGCGGGAAAGGCUCCCAGUCCCCCAGCCCACGUUCACAGCCUGCUUCGUCUUUCUCCUCCACUUCAGCUUCUUCCUUGGAGGCGGAGGCCGAUACCACCUUCCCAGGCUUGGGCCAAGUGUGCAAGCAGCUGGCCCACGUCUCUGAGGCCAAGGAUUCCCAGUUUCAAAAAGCCUUCAACUGCCAAUACUGCAAUAAGGAAUGCCUCAGCCUGGGUGCCCUCAAGAAACACAUCCGAAGCCACACGCUGCCCUUCGCCUGCGAAACCUGCGGGAAGGCCUUCUCCAGACCCUGGCUGCUGCGGGGCCAUGUCCGGACCCACACUGGUGAGAAGCCCUUCUCCUGUCCCCACUGCAACCGUGCCUUCGCCGACCGCUCCAACCUGCGGGCCCACCUCCAGACCCACUUGGACGUCAAGAAGUACCAGUGCCAGGCGUGCGCUCGAACCUUCUCCCGAAUGGCCCUGCUCCACAAGCACCAAGAGUCGGGCUGCUCAGGGGGCCCUCACUGACCCUAGAGGCUCCCUCUUCCUCUCCCUACCAGACACCCUGCCCCCGCCAACCAACAGCCUCCCCAAGCUCCAGAAGGAAGGAGUACACCAUGUCCUCAUGCCACAGAAUUCCCUCCUGAGCGCCCCCAUUUCUGGAUGCAUCAGCCGCACGGGACUUCGAUGAAAACCAUUUUCCGGUUCUGUUUCCUCUGCUGGAUCCUUCAGUGGACUCUGAAAGAGGCCUUCCCGUGGCCAUGUCUGGAUGGCUGGCGGGAGGGCAGCUGGCAGCCCCAGCUUGGGGGCAUUCUUGAACUGGCUUUUCUGCAUGUGUUUGUGUAUUCAGAACUGUUUGGAUACAGCUGUUUGAGCUACAGGACAAGAGCUGACAGACAGUGUCCACCCCAGUCAGGGGACCCUCCCCACUCCCUCCCCGAAGGAGCCCUCAGGCCACCCUCCGCGAGGUUUGACUAUGCAAUAAUCCACCCCCAGUUUCAGCCAUGGGGCCUUCGAAGGCGGUGGCUGACACCAGGACGUGUCAGAGCCUAAGAUGCUCUGGGCCUGAGCAGCUAUUUCAGCUUCCUGUUUGGUGUGGUUGGCACCUGUUUCCCAGGCAAUUUAACAAUGUCUCAAGAGGGACUGUAAGUAAUGGUUGUCACUUGUCGGUGGCCUAAGUGGGGUGCUCUGGUCUGCCCAAUGUAUCUCCCAGAACUAUUUUGGGAACCCAACAGGUAGGCCUGGGAGGAGGAUGUUUACAUUUUUAAAAGUACAUUGGUACUUAUAUUUCAUACAUUUUGUAUCAAGGAAACGUUUUGUAUAGUUAAUGUGUGCAGUGUAUUGAUAUCCAAUAAAGCAAUUUGUGUAUUUUUUAAAAAGAGUAUUCAAGGAGUACCUGAGAAUGUUGUUUAAAAUAAAGAUUCCUGGACCACAUCCUCUGAAAUUCUGGUUUAGGAAGUCUGGGGCAAGACCUGGUGCCUGCGUUUUUAACAACCUGCCUCCUUCGUAUCCUUCUUGGAAGGAAGGAUUCUCAUGAACGUGGUUCAUGGUUAUCUCAUAUGGAGCACUGCUCUAGGGAUUUGAAGUAAUUUAUGGAACUCCCUAAUCUAAUUUACUAACUAGAAACAUUUGGGGACUUUAAAGCGUGGGGCAGAGCGUAACGGGUGAAGAACAACUACCAGCUAUUCCAACGGGGAGGAAAUAAUUUGGUCGAACUAAUAAUAACUGUCUUAACCACAGCAGCCUAGUCAAGAAAACAACAGUUUCACAGGCUCUUAUAAUAUAUCAAAUGAUUUUCACAAAGCCUUGAGGACCUAAAAUUACCCAGCUGGUAGCCAGCCAACCCUAUACUUUGUCUUUUGUUUAUAAAUCCAAGAUUACAGCAUGGGGGUGGGGGAAAAGAAAUCCUGUCAUCUGAGGUAUAAAUGAUAGGCUGAGAGGAGUGGCUUGCGUGCGUCAUGCAUC
This is a messenger RNA of Pan troglodytes (chimpanzee), 2514 nucleotides long. Its product is annotated as zinc finger protein SNAI1-like. Bases 304 to 1077 code for a protein of 257 amino acids. The record is from RefSeq and is a predicted model, not a curated record. Gene Ontology annotation, biological process: regulation of DNA-templated transcription. Lineage: Eukaryota; Metazoa; Chordata; Mammalia; Primates; Hominidae. The transcript has a single exon. Gene Ontology annotation, molecular function: DNA-binding transcription repressor activity, RNA polymerase II-specific; RNA polymerase II cis-regulatory region sequence-specific DNA binding.